AUGUGCUGCAUAUUUUCUUCUGCAGAGCCUCCUGCACCUGCAGGUCAGAAUGUUGUAGACGAGAAUAUUCCAACAGCAGCAAAAGAGCCUUCUCUUCAACAAACGAUUGCUGAUGAUGGCAAGGUCAUUAAAAUGGAGUGUGAUCCUUCAAGGACCACACUUAAACGUGAGUUUAAAGAUUAAUUUAGUGUGAUAGACUGUCUUGGAAAAAAGCAUUGUCGAACAGCAGCAAUGAAACGAGAAACGAUGUAACAAGCAACUUUUGAAUGGAUCCUAUUAAUCUUAAUUCUGAUCUACUAGUUAUUCUGUUCCUCAUUUUUUGUUGUUGUGUUAUUUAACUUUUAAAAAAGAUCGCCAUUUACGUACUGUACGUGUACUGUAUCACUUACAUUUAAUCUGCGCAAAGAGAAGAGUGUCGUAUGCGUUGUAUGAUGUUGCUUGCGUUUCCUUUUUAGAACAAUGCUAAAUUUUCGCCUGGAUUUUCUCAUCUAGGAACUUCAGGAGAAAUUGGUAAAGGACUUUCAAAACGUACAAAAGCCGACCUUUCCGAUGUUGAUUCCUUGGACAUUGGACGAUUUGUGUCCGUGGCAGGAAUUGAUGAUGACACUAAGUUUAAUUUAAUCAACAAUCACUGGAAGCCACCCCCAGAUUUCAACUUUCCUUCUUCUGAAACUUCACGCCGAAAAUUUUGUGCUAGUUGGCUACAUCGCAGGUCUUGGCUAUGUUAUUCCAAGUUGUAUAACGGAGCUUUCUGUCUUUCUUGUGUCAAACUGGACGUAACGGCUCAAAAUUAUCCAAGUUAUUUAAGGAACCCUUAA
Molecule: messenger RNA, 818 nt
Organism: Paramuricea clavata
Lineage: Eukaryota; Metazoa; Cnidaria; Anthozoa; Malacalcyonacea; Plexauridae
Source: the annotation of a GenBank genome assembly